This is a messenger RNA of Aegilops tauschii subsp. strangulata, 3457 nucleotides long. RefSeq names its product receptor kinase-like protein Xa21. Lineage: Eukaryota; Viridiplantae; Streptophyta; Magnoliopsida; Poales; Poaceae. Gene Ontology annotation, biological process: protein phosphorylation. The record is from RefSeq and is a predicted model, not a curated record. Gene Ontology annotation, molecular function: protein binding; protein kinase activity; ATP binding.
ACCAUUCCACCUCCUAGCUUGCUCAACCAUGAAGAUACAACAGCUUUUCAUGGUCCAUCUUCUCGCUCAUACCCUCCUUUUUCUCGCAUCCAGCUCCUCUCAACCCACCAACAAUCAAAGUAGCAACCACAGCGCCAAUCUCUCUGUGCUCCUAUCAUUCAAGUACCUCAUAACCAGUGACCCUACACGGGCACUGUCCUCUUGGUCUUGGGACCCUGUCAUCAACGGCACGAGAACAGCGCCAUUGCCUAAUUACUGUGAGUGGAUGGGCGUGGCCUGCAGCAACCGCCGGCACCCAGGCCAUGUCACUGCCAUACGUCUGCUUGCCUUGGGCCUUGUCGGCAGCAUCUCCCCGCAGCUCGGUAACCUGACCCACCUUCGCAUCCUCAGUCUUUCAGACAACAAAUUGAAAGGUGAGAUCCCAGGCAGCCUCAGUGGUUGUACAACACUUCAUACCUUGGAGUUGAGGGGGAACAACCUCUCUGGUUCCAUGCCUGCUUCUCUGGGUCUCCUAUCAAAGCUCAAAUUUCUCAAUGUUUCCGAUAACAAUCUGAUUGGUGAUAUUCCCAUGUCAUUCUCCAACCUCACAGCCCUCACGAAGCUUAGUAUGCGCAAAAACCAAUUCCAUGGCCAAAUCCCGAGUUGGCUCGGCAACCUGACAUCACUGACACUUGUAGGAUUAGCCCAUAACGGUUUCACUGGCCAUAUCUCUCCAGCUCUAGGUAAGAUGGCAAAUCUUUUUACGUUUGAUAUCAUGGAUAACAAACUGGAAGGCCCUUUUCCUCCAUCCAUGUUCAAUAUUUCCUCCAUCUUAUACUUCAGCAUCGGCUUCAACCAGUUUUCAGGAUCUUUGCCGCUUGAUAUUGGCCUUAAGCUUCCCAAGCUAAUGUUUUUGUUCACAUCUGCGAACCAAUUUACAGGACCAAUACCAGGCUCCCUGUCAAAUGCAUCGACACUUGAAGUUUUGGUUCUUGGCGGAAAUCAGUAUAAUGGUCUGAUUCCACGGGACAUUGGCAUCCAUGGUCAUAUCCGGGGAUUUUCGUUAGGGCACAAUUUCCUUCAAACCACAGAGCCUAGGGAUUGGGAUUUCCUCACAUCCUUAACCAACUGUAGCAACCUGGAAGUACUAGACCUUGAACAAAACAACCUUGAAGGGGUUGUGCCAGUUUCUAUUGCCAACCUAUCUACAGAGCUCAAUUCGAUUGCACUUGGUAGAAACAAAAUAACUGGGUCCAUACCUGUAGGGUUAGGGAAGUUUAAAAAACUUACAAGGUUCAGCGUUGCAGAUAGCCUUUUCACAGGCACCUUGCCUCUGGAUAUUGGCCAGAUUCCUAGCCUCCAGUAUCUCGACCUAUCCCAUAAUAGAUUCUAUGGGCAGAUUCCACAAUCUUUAGGCAAUAUCACACGGUUGAGCAACCUCUCUCUAUCUAAUAACUUUCUAGAUGGCAACAUUCCAGCAAGCCUUGGCACUCUCACAAAACUUAUAUCUCUGGAUCUUUCCGCUAACUCCUUGAGGGGGGAAAUCCCACAGGAGAUACUCAUGAUUCCCUCUCUUACUGUACUUCUCAACCUCUCCAACAAUGCUCUAAGUGGCUCCAUUCCAACACAGAUAGGAAAGUUGAACAGCCUUAGCGCAAUCGACCUAUCAAUGAACAAGCUCUCUGGUGAAAUCCCAGACACUCUCAGCAGUUGCGUCCAACUGAAUUUUCUAAAUUUUCAAGGAAAUCUUUUGCAUGGGCAAGUACCGAAAGGUUUUUCUUCCUUGAGAGGCCUCGAAAAGUUGGAUCUUUCUGAUAAUAACUUAGCAGGACCCAUUCCUGAGUUCCUCCAGAGUUUUGAGCUCCUAAUAUAUCUAAACCUCUCUUUCAACAACCUAUCUGGUCACGUGUCAAAUGCAGGGAUCUUUCACAAUGCUACUGUAUUGUUGCUCCCUGGCAAUAGCAUGCUAUGCGGAGGUCCCCCAUCCUUGCAACUCCCUUCAUGCCCAUAUAUAGGUUCUAACCAGGCUGGGCAGCAUCGGCGUCGGCUCAUACUCUUUUGCAUGGUUGGAACUUUGAUCUUCUUCAUGUGCUCUCUAACUGGAUGCUACUUAAUGAAGACAAGAAUCAAACCGAACAAUGUUCUUGAUCAAGGAGUUGGAUUUCACCAGGAGAUGCAUGAGAGGAUAUCCUAUGCUGAGAUAGAUGCAGCAACAGAGUCAUUCUCACCGACAAAUUUGAUUGGUUCUGGAAGUUUCGGCAAUGUGUACAUUGGAACUCUAAAUCUCGAUGAGAGUUUAUGUACUGUAGCAAUCAAGGUUCUCAAUCUUGGCAAACGAGGAGCUAAUAGAAGCUUCUUGAGAGAGUGUGAGGCCCUAAGGAAGAUUCGACACCGUAAACUUGUCAAAGUGAUCACUGUGUGUAGCAGUUUGGACCGUAAUGGUGAUGAGUUCAAGGCACUUGUCUUAGAGUUUAUCUGCAACGGAAAUUUAGAUGAGUGGGUGCAUCCAAGCUCCAUGAGUACCAGCCGGAACUUUAGAAGGCUAAGUUUGAUGGAAAGGCUGUGCAUUGCUCUUGAUGUUGCAGAGGCAUUAGAAUAUCUUCACCAUCAAAUUGAGCCAUCCAUAGUUCACUGUGAUAUCAAACCAUGCAACAUCCUUCUGGAUGAUGACUUUGUUGCACACGUCACCGACUUUGGUCUAGCAAAGAUAAUGCAUACCGAUGAAUGCAUGCACAGUGGUGGUGGAACUGAAAGCAGCUCACUUGUAAUUAAAGGCACAAUUGGAUACGUCGCACCAGAGUAUGGCUCGGGAUCUGAACCCUCCACAGAAGGUGACGUAUUUAGCUACGGGGUGUUGCUAUUAGAAAUAUUUACUGGAAGGAGGCCAACCGACAACUUCAUGGAUGGUGUGAUAACCCUUGUCAAAUAUGUCAGGGUGGCCUAUCCUGAUAAGCUACUGAACAUAUUGGAUGCUAGUGCAACCCACAGCGGAGACACGCAGCGUAUCGUAGAUAUGUUCUUGUAUCCUAUUUUUAAGCUUGGCCUCGCUUGCUGCGAGGAUUCCCCAAGGCACAGAAUGAAGAUAAACGACGUAGUCAAGGAAUUGAACGCCAUAAAGAGAGCAUGUGAGGCUCAUAUGGCUGUCCAUGAAUUUUGAGCAACCGCUUAAUCCAGGCGAGCAAUGAAGCGUUACGAUCAUCUUUACGGCCCUGCGGUUGCCAGUUGUUAUCCUGUGGCCUGUUUGUGGCUUUGGGGUGAUUCUGAAGUCAGCAUUUCCAUUUCUCAUACAUUAUUAUAUGUUUGUCCAGUAUACAUGUAUUUGUUUCUAUAAUAUGGAGUAUCCAUUCUCCCUCAAGUUGUAUUGUCUUUACUUUUAAGCCUGAAAGAAGCGCUACUCUGAUUCGGAGCGCUAAAAUUCAAAGUGCUACUCUAUGUCGCAAUCUAGUUGCUUCUCAGAUUCUUGUCAUCAAAAUUCAGC